This is a messenger RNA of Jaculus jaculus (lesser Egyptian jerboa), 3858 nucleotides long. It is a transcript of the gene Tyro3, whose product is annotated as TYRO3 protein tyrosine kinase. Gene Ontology annotation, cellular component: signaling receptor complex. The coding region runs from base 16 to 2673 and encodes 885 amino acids. The record is from RefSeq and is a predicted model, not a curated record. Gene Ontology annotation, molecular function: ATP binding; transmembrane receptor protein tyrosine kinase activity; protein binding. Gene Ontology annotation, biological process: positive regulation of kinase activity; cell surface receptor protein tyrosine kinase signaling pathway; phagocytosis. The transcript is spliced from 19 exons. NCBI's taxonomy places the organism in Eukaryota, Metazoa, Chordata, Mammalia, Rodentia, Dipodidae.
GCGGCGACGCCGGCGAUGGCGCUGAGGCGGAGCACGGGGCGGCCGGGGCUCCCGCCGCCGCCGCCGCCGCUGCUGCUGGCGGCCCUGGCCUCGCUGCUGCUCCGGGAGUGCGCGGCCGCAGGCCUGAAGCUCAUGGGAGCCCCGGUGAAGUUGACAGUGUCUCAGGGGCAACCAGUGAAACUCAACUGCAGUGUGGAGGGGAUGGAGGAGCCGGACAUACACUGGAUGAAGGAUGGGGCCAUGGUGCAGAAUGCAAACCAGGUGUACAUCUCAGUCAGCGAGAAGUACUGGAUUGGCUUUCUCAGCCUGAAGUCAGUGGAACGCUCCGAUGCAGGCCAGUACUGGUGCCAAGUGAAGGAUGGGGGAGAAACUGAGAUUUCCCAGCCGGUGUGGCUCACUGUAGAAGGUGUGCCAUUUUUCAUUGUGGAACCAAAAGAUCUGGCAGUGCCACCCAAUGCUCCUUUCCAAUUGUCUUGUGAGGCUGUGGGUCCUCCAGAACCGGUUACCAUUUUCUGGUGGAGAGAACACACAAAAGUUGGGGGACCUGCUCCCUCUCCCUCUGUCUUAAAUGUGACUACAGGAGUGACCCGGAGCACGGAGUUUUCUUGUGAAGCUCACAAUGUGAAAGGCCUGGCCACUUCCCGGGCAGCUAUUGUUCGACUUCAAGCACCACCCGCAGCCCCCUUCAACAUCACAGUGACAAAACUUUCCAGCAGCAAUGCUAGCGUGACUUGGGUGCCAGGUGCUGAUGGCCGAGCCCUGCUUCAUUCCUGUACAGUGCAGGUGAUACAAGCCACAGGAGACUGGGAGGUCCUGGCUGUUGUGGUCCCAGUUCCACCUUUUACCUGCCUGCUUCGGGACCUGGUCCCUGCCACCAACUACAGCCUCAGGGUGCGCUGUGCCAAUGCCUUGGGGCCCUCUCCUUAUGCUGACUGGGUGCCCUUUCAGACAAAGGGCUUAGCCCCAGGCAGCGCUCCGCAGAACCUUCAUGCCAUCCGCACCGACUCAGGCCUUAUCCUGGAGUGGGAAGAAGUUAUCCCCGAGGGCCCUUGGGAAAGCCCCCUGGGACCUUAUAAGUUGUCCUGGGUUCAAGACAAUGGGACCCAGGAUGAGCUCACAGUGGAGGGGACCAGGGCCAAUCUGACAGGCUGGGAUCCCCAGAAGGACCUGAUUGUACGCGUUUGUGUUUCCAAUGCAAUUGGCUUUGGGCCCUGGAGUCAGCCACUUGUGGUAUCUUCUCACGACCGUGCAGGGCAGCAGGGCCCUCCGCACAGCCGCGCAUCCUGGGUCCCUGUGGUCCUGGGUGUGCUCACAGCCCUGGUCACCGCUGCUGCCCUGGCUCUCAUCCUGCUUCGAAAGAGGCGUAAGGAAACACGGUUCGGGCAAGCCUUUGACAGUGUCAUGGCCCGAGGGGAGCCAGCUGUACACUUCCGGGCAGCCCGGUCUUUCAAUCGAGAAAGACCAGAACGCAUCGAGGCCACAUUGGACAGCCUAGGCAUUAGUGAUGAGCUGAAAGACAAGCUGGAGGAUGUGCUCAUCCCAGAGCAGCAGUUCACCCUGGGCCGGAUGUUGGGCAAAGGAGAGUUCGGGUCUGUGCGGGAGGCCCAGCUGAAGCAGGAGGAUGGUUCCUUUGUGAAAGUGGCUGUGAAGAUGCUGAAAGCUGACAUCAUUGCCUCAAGUGACAUUGAAGAGUUCCUCAGGGAAGCAGCUUGCAUGAAGGAGUUUGACCAUCCACACGUGGCCAAGCUUGUCGGGGUGAGCCUCCGGAGCAGGGCAAAAGGCCGUCUCCCCAUCCCCAUGGUCAUCCUGCCUUUCAUGAAGCAUGGAGACCUGCAUGCCUUCCUACUGGCCUCGCGCAUUGGGGAGAACCCUUUUAACCUGCCCCUUCAGACCCUGGUCCGGUUCAUGGUGGACAUUGCCUGUGGCAUGGAGUACCUGAGCUCCCGGAACUUCCUCCACCGAGACCUGGCCGCUCGCAAUUGCAUGCUCGCAGAAGACAUGACAGUGUGCGUGGCUGACUUUGGACUCUCCCGGAAAAUCUAUAGUGGUGACUACUAUCGUCAGGGCUGUGCCUCCAAAUUGCCUGUCAAGUGGCUGGCCCUGGAGAGCCUGGCUGACAACCUGUAUACAGUGCACAGUGAUGUGUGGGCUUUCGGAGUGACCAUGUGGGAGAUCAUGACUCGUGGCCAGACACCAUAUGCUGGCAUUGAAAAUGCUGAGAUUUAUAACUACCUCAUCGGCGGGAACCGCCUGAAACAGCCUCCAGAGUGUAUGGAGGAUGUGUAUGAUCUCAUGUACCAGUGCUGGAGUGCCGACCCUAAACAGCGACCAAGCUUCACUUGCCUGCGAAUGGAACUGGAAAACAUUUUGGGCCACCUCUCGGUGCUGUCUACCAGCCAGGACCCGUUGUAUAUCAACAUCGAGAGAGCUGAACAGGCUGCGGAGAGAAGCAGCCCAGAGCUGCCAUGUGGGGAGCAGUCCAGCGAGGGGGCUGGAGGUGACAGUGGCGUGGGGGUAGUGGGCAGCACCUCCAGUGACUGUCGGUACAUCUUCAGCCCUGGGGGGCUGGCUGAGCCACCUGGGCUGGUGGAGCAACAACCAGAAAGCCCUCUCAAUGAGACCCAGAGACUGCUGCUGCUUCAGCAAGGGCUACUGCCCCACAGCAGCUGUUAGCCCACAGGCAGAGAACAGCUAGGGCCAUCUGCUUGGCUGUGCUGGCUGGCUAAGUCCAGUCUGACCCCAGCCCAGGCAGCAAGGUGUGGAGGCUCCUGUGGUAGUCCUCCCAAGCUGUGCUGGUACCUGGACUGACUAAAUUGCCAAUCCCAGUUCUUCCUACAGCUACAAGGCCAACCUUGGAGGGGGUAGGCCAUAUCUGGUUUCCUGACCCCAAGCAGCUGGUAGGAGGGGAGAGGUUAUGCUUCCAUGGGUACCAUGGGUGAAGAUGGCAGUGGGAGAGGGUAGAUCCAGCCCUAUGGGCCUUGACCCUCCUGGCUGAGCUGCCCUUGCUUCUUUAGGGUGUGCACAGAGCUGCCUUUAGUCUGGGGACUCAGCAGUGCCUGCCACACUUGGACUUAGAUGUCAGGUUUGCCCCUCCCGAGUCACAGAUGUCCUUGUAUUAGUCCCUUUUCCAUCCCUGUGGCAGAAGAUGGUGGGACACUGUCAGGUGUGAACCUUUAUCACCUUCCUGAUUCCCCACCCUACCAAGGCCUGAAGAGAAAGUAGGGAGGGUGCUUUCCUACAGCUGCCUGGACCUCUCAGAGGCAUGCAGCAGAGUGCUCUGAGCCUGGCAAGGGGAAGGGGUGCUGAGGAUCUGUCUGGCCCAGGAGUGAGUGAGGUGAGAAGAGUUUAGGAGCCCCUCUCCAAGCCCUCCCACAGUUUGAGCAUGCUAUCAAGUCCCCAAGUAUCCCAAGACUAACAAAGGCAGCUGUGUUGGAGCUCAGCCCUAAUACAUGGGUCAUGGUGACCUUUAGGCCCACCCUGCCACUAACUGGAUUCUGUCCCAAGUGUCCAGAGAGGAAAUAGGCCUAAUGGCUGGUAUGAAUAAGAGAAGUUCCUGAAGCCUAGACCCCAGCCCUGGCUGGGGAGCAUCCUGGAAUGCACGGGGCAGGCCCUUGCUAUUAGGGGCAUUUCCAAGCUGUUAAAUUGCUCUUUAAAAGCAGAAAUAAAAUAGAAGACUAAAGAAUCAAGGGUCUUUCUCUCCACCCACCCCCCAUUCUUUUCUUUGUUGUUUGGUUUUUUAAGUCAAUUUCUUGUAGCCCAGCCUCAAACUUCCUAUGUAGCCAGAAAUAACCUUGAACUUGUGGAUCUUCCUGCCUCUACCUCCUGAGUGAGUGCUGGGAUUAAAGGCAUGCACCACCA